Molecule: messenger RNA, 1163 nt
Organism: Prorocentrum cordatum
Lineage: Eukaryota; Dinophyceae; Prorocentrales; Prorocentraceae
Source: the annotation of a GenBank genome assembly
CUCGCGCGCCACGCUCAUGCCCGACACAAGCUUCGCCCAGACCCGCAACUGAAGGUCGCACUGGCCACCGACGUCGCGUCUCACAUCUCGCUGAGCCGCUGCCGACGUUGAGCUCCAACUGCACGCCACCAUCUCGCCGAGCAGCGGCAGGGUCCGCUUUCGCUGCUCGCCUACCGCUCGUGCUGAUCCAGGCGCUGUAGACGACGAAGACGGACCCAUGCAAUGGCAUCCAACAUGACUUCCUGUGGGACGGGCUGCCGCUGUCACAAUUAAAACAAAUGUCCGUAGACGUAAUCACAUUCGUUGCCCGGCAGGGUCCCGGACGCGCAGUGCUUCUCAAGAUAUUCGAAACCGCGCAACACCGAGUUGAAGAUAGCCUGGAAAUCCUGCCGAGUUGCGAGAUGACCUCUCAUACGCAGCGAUGCUCAAGUCGUAACUGUCUUCGUCCGGCUCCAUGUUGCUCUGCCGCAUCUCAUUGAGCAGCGACACAGCCUGCCGCCACUGGCCGCAUCUACCACACGCGCAGAUCCCAGCGUUGUAGCUGAUGGCAUUCGGCUGCAACCCAGACUCACGCAUCUCGCUGAGCAGAGACAUGGCCCACUGCCAUUGCUCGCCCUUCUCGCACGCGCUGAUCACAGCGCUGCAGAUGGAUGACGUCGGGCUUCACCUUCGAAGCCGACAUCUCGCGGAGCAGCGCCAGGGCAGAUUUCCACUGCCCGCCCUUCUCGCACGCGCUGGCCCCGGCGCUGUAGAUACAACGUCAGGCUCCAGCCUCGCCUCCCGCAUCGCGCCGAGCAGCGCCAGUGCCCACAGCCACUGCCCGCCCUUCUCGCACGCGCUGAUCCCAGCGCUGUAGCUAGAUGACGUUGGGCUCCACCGUCGCCUGCCACAUCUCGCUGAGCAGUGCCAAAGCCCACCGCCACUGCUUGCCUUUACCGCAUGCGCCGACGGCUGCAAGGUAGUAGCUUGGCCUGACCUCCGAACGUGCUCGGGUCGCGUCGCGAAAGAACUGCAGCGCCGCGCCCCAGGCCGCAGUCCUCCCGCAAUCCCUUAUGACCGCCAGGAGGGAGAAGGCGCCUUGCUUUGAUCCUUGCUGGAUAUCUAGCAUCCGUGUAAUCUAAUGCAGAAUCGAGCCACAAUGGCUUGAUCUCAAAUUGCGUGCU